AACGCUUGUAACAUGCUGCAACCCUGCGCACGCUAGUUGUCAAAAUUUCGUUUUUUGCGAAGAUUACGUAAAAAGAGAAAAACAAAUUUUCUGUCACCCACUCACCUGUUUUUCUUCUGACCAUUUGCGCUCGGUUUAGGUUUCGUCCGAUAUGCUAAGGAUUGCCGUCAAAACCGGCCUCGCCGGCAGUGCCGUGUACUACUCCCGGGAGGAAGGAAUCUGGAACGAGAACACCGAUCAAGUGUACGAGCGCUAUUCGAAGGCACUGCAACCACAUAUCGCGUCGGUAAAGCAGCAAAUUCCCAUUGAGGUUCCAGCUCUGCCCACAUCCGGCGAGCUCUGUUUCCUAACCAAGCACUACUGGAACGAAGGUGUGAAAAGUUCGGUGUACUUCAUUCAUCGGCUGCCAUGCUAUCUGGGCCAGUGGACUAAGAAGGCUACCGAUGAGAUCAAGAAAGCAUUGGAUCCUCCGGCGGUCGGUGGUGCACCGAUUGGAGGUGGGACCGCAACGUCAGCCGUUAAGAAGUGAUUGUAGAGUUGAAGCCAACAGUUUGCAGUUACGUAAGGGUGAUUGUUUGGAAUAAAUCGUUUAAUGAAUUAAAGGCAUUUAUCAUA
Molecule: messenger RNA, 615 nt
Organism: Armigeres subalbatus
Lineage: Eukaryota; Metazoa; Arthropoda; Insecta; Diptera; Culicidae
Gene: QIL1
Product: MICOS complex subunit MIC13 homolog QIL1
Exons: 3
Coding region: 152-529 (125 amino acids)
Biological process (GO): cristae formation
Cellular component (GO): mitochondrial crista junction; MICOS complex
Source: RefSeq, a predicted model, not a curated record